AUGGUUCAUCUUCUGAAUCUUUGGGGUCAAGCUUGCCUACUCGUCUUGGUCACUGUUUGUGGCGUCCGUGCGAUUGGUCAAGACACUUGCGUUUCUUUCCAAACCCAGUCGUCGAGUUCCUCGUUCUCCGUCAUCAAUAAGGGCCAGGCAGCUCCUAUCUUGGUCUCAGCAGACGAGUGGCCGGGCGUACAGCGCGCUGCAUCUGACUUCGUUUCCGACAUCCAGAAAGUCUCCGGCGUUGCACCUCGUUUGUCCAAUGCGACAGCAUCUACAGCAUCUGCCAACUUAAAGACGAACACACCUCCGAUUUUCGUUGGUACGCUCGGGAAGUCGUCGCUAAUAGAACAGAUCGUGAACCGGACUCACCUGGAUGUCUCCUCGAUUGACGGAAAAUGGGAGGCGUUCUUGGCUAAAGUGAUCGAAAAUCCCCUUCCGGGCAUUGAGAAAGCGUAUGUUAUCAUCGGCGCAGACAAAAGAGGGACAAUUUUCGCCCUGUACGACCAUUCGGAACAAUUUGGCGUCUCUCCGUGGUACUGGUGGGCAGACGUCCCGGUGACGCAACAUGCAGAUAUCUUUAUAUCUCCCUCCGGUUGCUCGCACGGCUCCCCCACUGUCAAGUAUCGUGGUAUCUUUCUGAACGACGAGCAGCCUGCGCUUCAAAAUUGGGCCAUGGAAAAAUUCACCAAUGGCACGGGCGCAGCUUUGACUGGCUCUCCGUUCAACCAUCUCUUCUAUACGAAGUUGUUCGAAUUACUCCUGCGUUUGAAGGCGAAUUAUCUUUGGCCAGUUGACAUCUCCAACAGCGCGUUUGGAGUGGACGAUCUUCAAAAUCAGUUCUUGGCAGACCUGUAUGGCGUGGUUAUGGGUACGAGUCACGAGGAACCGUUGAUGCGAAGCAUCCCUGUCGAAUGGUCUCUUUUUGGCUCAGGUCCUUGGGAUUAUUCCACAAACGCGCAAAAUAUCUACAAUUUCUGGGUCGUGGGCGUCGAGAGGUCUAAAACAUUUGAGUCGCUUUACACCAUGGGAAUGCGUGGCGACGGCGAUCUGCCCGUGUCUACUGGGACUAGCAUUGCUUUGCUCGAGCAAAUCGUCGCAGACCAGAGGCAAAUUCUUUCGGACCAGAUAACCGACACAAAUAUAACUUCGAUUCCACAGAUGUGGUGUCUCUACAAAGAGGUACAGGGUUAUUAUGAGGAAGGUAUGCGAGUUGACGACGACAUCACGCUCCUAUGGACCGACGACAACUGGGGCAAUAUCCGUCGCUUGCCUAUCGCAUCUGAGCGGAACAGAACUGGAGGUGCUGGCGUGUAUUAUCAUUUCGACUAUGUUGGAGAUGUUCGAGACUUCAAAUGGAUCACCAGCACGCAAUUAUCUAAGGUUUACGAGCAAAUGUCCUUGGCCGUUGAUCGUGAAGCCACCCAAAUAUGGGUCGUGAAUGUUGGCGACCUGAAACCCUACGAGAUGGACAUCGAAUUCCUUAUCACAUACGGCUGGAACGCGACGCGCUGGUCAGCGAAUAACCUGAACAGCUUCGUCUCGAGCUGGGCGCAGCGGGAGUUCGAGUUGUCGGCGAAGGACUCUAACACAGUCACCAGCAUUGUCGCGAACAUGACCAUGUUCCUGUCGAGGCGCAAACCGGAGCUGCUCAACAGUACGACUUACAGCUUAAUCAAUUAUCGAGAGGCCGACAAUGUCCUCGCAGCCUGGGAUGCGCUGAACCGCUCAGCAUCACAAAUUUACAAUAGUCUUCCGUCUGCGAAGCAACCUGCGUUUUUCCAGCUUGUGUACCAUCCCGUGCAGGCUGGCUAUACGCUGACGAAUUUGUGGAUAUCGGCCGGAAUCAACAACAUGCGGGCGUUUCAGGCGCGGCUGAGUGCGAAUGACUAUGCGGACCAAGUUGAGCAGCUGUUCGAACAGGACUAUGACCUUGAACAGGAAUAUCAUUCCAUCUUGAACGGAAAAUGGGACCAUAUGAUGGACCAGACUCACGUCAUGUAUUAUUAUUGGCAAGAACCAACUCAAAACACAAUGCCUCCUGUUUCGAAAAUACAGUCACGGAAACCCAAUAUUGCGGGCGUCAUGAGAAUAACGCCGGAGGGAACGCUGGGCACAUGGCCAGGAGAUAAUCAAUAUCAAUGCGCACAAGGCUACAGCUGUCCACCUCCGUCGAUGUCUCUGGAUUUCUUCGAUCCUAUCGGGGACCGCUAUGUAGACGUUAGCGCGGGUGGUCCAAUCCCCUUCACGUUCACGGCGACAAGCAACGCGUCGUGGCUGAAGGUUACUCCAUCGCAAGGCUCGCUCUCACCUCAGAAUUCUGAGCAACGAGUGACGAUCACAGUGGAUUGGAGCAGUGUAACAGGUGUUCAGGCUGCACAGAUCUUGUUCAGCUCUAUAGCUACCGGUCAACCGCCGGUCUCUCUCCCUCUAACCUUCACGGCCAAUCAUACGAUAGUUCCAAGCGGGUUCCAAGGCUUUGUUGAAGGCGAUGGAGCUAUCUCAAUCGAAGCUGCUCAUGCCACUCGCAAUACUACAUUGGGAGAGAUUGCAUGGAUGGAAAUUCCAAAUUAUGGACGCACGCUAUCUGGUGUCACACCUUGGCCUCGACUCGGCAACAAUGAAGCCAACUACACCGCCGGCAGUGGCCCAAGCCUGGAAUACGACUUCUAUAACUUCAACACGAUCGGCCAGGCAGGGAACGUUACCGUCACGGUGCUAGUGUCGCCGUCCUUGAACGCAAAUGGCGAUGAUAGGCCACUGGCCCUCGGUGUACAGGUUGACUCCCAAACACCACAAACAACGUAUUUCAUUCCUUUUGCCGCGCCUGGGGCGGAGCCAGCUGCCUGGGAUGGCCUCGAUGGGUGGGUCGCAAAUAGUAUUGUGCCUAUCGUAGGGACCUUCCUGGCCAAUCCGGGCUCGCAUACGCUGAAGGCAAGCUUUUUGUGGAUGAUCGAGCCAGCUGUAGUGGUGCAAAAAAUCAUAAUUGAUACGGGUGGGGUUCAACCUAGCUACCUGGGCCCACCUGAGAGCGUGAUUAUAAACUGA
Messenger RNA from Heterobasidion irregulare TC 32-1, 3042 nucleotides. RefSeq lists its product as uncharacterized. The record is from RefSeq and is a predicted model, not a curated record. Lineage: Eukaryota; Fungi; Basidiomycota; Agaricomycetes; Russulales; Bondarzewiaceae. The transcript is spliced from 22 exons. Bases 1 to 3042 code for a protein of 1013 amino acids.